Rubroshorea leprosula is the source of this 1200-nucleotide messenger RNA. The record is from the annotation of a GenBank genome assembly. NCBI's taxonomy places the organism in Eukaryota, Viridiplantae, Streptophyta, Magnoliopsida, Malvales, Dipterocarpaceae.
GUCCUCGAUACUUCUCCGAUUAUCAAUGCUCGCUCGCCACUACUCAAUUGGACUCCAAGUUAGUAUGCAUGAGCCUUCUAAUUAUUCUCAAGCUGUUAAGGAUGAAAAUUGGAGACAAGCAAUGGAAACAGAGAUUAAAGCUCUCGAGGAUAAUCAGACUUGGAUUCUAACUGAUUUACCAGAAGGUAAAGUUCCCAUUGGUUGUAAAUGGGUCUACAAAAUUAAAUAUAAAACUGAUGGUACAAUCGAGCGGUAUAAAGCUCGUCUUGUUGCCAAAGGUUUUACUCAGCAAGAAGGUCUUGAUUAUCAUGAAACAUUUGCACCUGUGGCUAAAUUGGUUACUUUGAGGUGUUUGUUAGCAGUGGCAGCAAAUCAGAAUUGGUCUUUGCAUCAGUUGGAUGUUCAAAAUGCCUUCUUACAUGGUGACUUACAUGAAGAAGUAUAUAUGAAAAUACCACCUGGUUUUUCUCGUCAGGGGGAGAAUCGUGUUUGUAAAUUGCAGAAAUCAUUAUAUGGUCUAAAGCAAGCCUCUCGCAAUUGGUUUGCUAAACUUUCUAGUGCAUUACUGGAGGUGGGUUUCUUGAGUUCUCCUGUGGACCCUUCACUUUUUACUCGGAUUAAUGGUGCUAUUAAAAUGUUUGUCCUUGUAUAUGUUGAUGAUAUCAUAGUUACAGGGAAUGAUGUAGCUGCUAUUUCCUCUCUUAAGUCAUUCUUGCACAGCAGAUUCCAUAUGAAAGAUCUUGUUGAUGUUAAAGAUCCUGUUACCAUGAAGAGCGUUCCAGCUGAUGCAAAAACCAUGGGGGAGGUUAUGUUUAGGGGUAACACUGUCAUGAAUGGAUACCUGAAAAAUGUUGAAGCAACAACAGAGGCUUUCCGUGGUGGAUGGAUUCCAAAAUUUGGAGAUUUGGGAGAGGGAUGGAAAUACUUAGGCCUAUCGAGGAGGGAAAGUCAGAAUUUGGGAAGGAUUAGAGUCAGGCUUUUGAAUUUUGUAGUUAGGUUUGAAUGGGUUUUUACGUUUUAGCAAAUAAAUUCCAAAUUUUGGAGAUUUGGGAGAGGGACAGAAAUACUUAGGCUUACCGGGAAGGGAAACUCAGAAUUUGGGGAGGGAAAAUUGGGAAUAUGUAGAGGGAAGGAAAAAUGUAUACAAACGGCUAAAAUAAAAGAGGAAAAAAUUGUCUUUAAGAAAUAGGGAAUUAUACA